GCAAUCUCUUCAAGCAAAUCACUCAUUGCUUCACAAGCACCAGUCCGACAGAAUUAUCAAAAUCUUCCUGUAACUAAACUCACUCAAAAUGACAAGUUGUCUCAAGUUUUCUCUGCUCUUGGUCUUUGCAACUGUUGCAAUUUCGAUUGUCUACACUGCGCCACCUCCGGAACGAAAAUGCCGCACAGUUUGGACCGAUCUGAAUAAAGAGGAGUUGAAAAAAAUUGGAAUUUGUACAAAGGAACUAGGAUGGAAAAGUGGGAGAGAAAAGUCUCAAAAGUCAACCUGCACAAUGAAAUGUGUUUUGAUCAAGGAAGGUUUGAUCCAGGAAGAUGGUCUAAUUUCAAUUGCGAACUACAACACUUACAUCGUUGAUCACUUUCCACCAUCCCUCCUUGAGCGGUCAAAUUCGACGUUUUAUCCAUGCUUUAAACUCUUUGAAGGAACAAAUAUUGAAGUAGAUCCAGACUGCAAGGAAUACGAGCCCUUUACUAAAUGUCUUACUAAACGAUUUGCUGAUUUAUGCAAAGGCCUUCCAUGAGCGAUUUGGACUGUUGGAUACAUUUAUUCCUACAUUUCAUAUCUUAUAUAAACAAUUAUAUUAUAAAUACGUACUGAUACACAAUUUUAUUAAAUAAUUACUAUAGAUUAAUGAAAUAAAAUUCUUGUAAACUGCAA
Molecule: messenger RNA, 678 nt
Organism: Folsomia candida
Lineage: Eukaryota; Metazoa; Arthropoda; Collembola; Entomobryomorpha; Isotomidae
Exons: 5
Coding region: 89-541 (150 amino acids)
Molecular function (GO): odorant binding
Source: RefSeq, a predicted model, not a curated record